CCUACGCUAAGCAAAUGUGCAAAAUAUGUGUGGUGGUCAAGUUAAUAUUGAGCACAUGCGAGCAGAUGAAAAUUUCAUCUGCUGACGGGGCCGUCCAUAUACUACGUGCAGAGUCGGUGCCACUGAAAUUUGAUCAAGUGUCUUAGUAAACAUGGGUCCAUUUUGGAAGACCAAGGAUACGUCUCGAGUGAAUAAGGUGCUCAACGAAAAGGAGGUUCAUGUUCCUCCGAAAGUUCAGGAGACUGACCCAAUCACGCUGGCCAGGCGACAAAAGCAGAUCAACUAUGGCAAGAAUACGGUGGAAUAUGCCAACUAUCUGAAUACGGUUCCAAAAGAGGCUCGAUCACCAGCAUCACCAGCCACACCGAAUAUGCGUAAGAAGGCUAGUCGACGAGGGUGGGAUGGAGAGGUUCGGAUGUGGCGGCUCCUUCUUCAUGCUUACAAUCCAGAUGGACCCAACCCUAAGAACAAUAAGUUGUCUAAACAAUGCAAUAAUUAAAUUCAUAUAAACAAUAGUUAAGAACAGGAGGAAUAAAACCUUUGAUUUUUCGAAUAUCA
Folsomia candida is the source of this 558-nucleotide messenger RNA. RefSeq names its product histone RNA hairpin-binding protein. The coding region runs from base 152 to 499 and encodes 115 amino acids. Gene Ontology annotation, biological process: mRNA transport; mRNA 3'-end processing by stem-loop binding and cleavage. The record is from RefSeq and is a predicted model, not a curated record. Gene Ontology annotation, molecular function: mRNA binding; histone pre-mRNA stem-loop binding. Gene Ontology annotation, cellular component: histone pre-mRNA 3'end processing complex; cytoplasm. The transcript has 4 exons. Lineage: Eukaryota; Metazoa; Arthropoda; Collembola; Entomobryomorpha; Isotomidae.